CAGAGCCAGUCCUCCGAUUCCCAAACUCUUCUCCCAGUCUGAUGACCUGUCGUGGUGUUGCCACAUUCCCGUGUCUCUGUUCCUUUAUUCCAGAUCUCCAGACGUCCACAAGGGAACAGGGUGAAGGAUCACUGACUGGAGAAUCCACCCAGGAACCGUCUUCUGUUCCAGCGGGAGACACGUCCUCAGAUCUCCAGACGUCCACAACGGAACAGGGUGAAGGAUCACUGACUGGAGAAUCCACGCAGGAACCGUCUUCUGUUCCAGUGGGAGACACGUCCUCAGAUCUCCAGACGUCCACAAGGGAACAGGGUGAAGGAUCACUGACUGGAGAAUCCACCCAGGAACCGUCUUCUGUUCCAGCGGGAGACACGGCCUCAGAUCUCCAGACGUCCACAAGGAGACAGGGUGAAGGAUCACUGACUGGAGAAUCCACCCAGGAACCGUCUUCUGUUCCAGCGGGAGACACGUCCUCAGAUGUCCAGACGUCCACAAGGGAACAGGGUGAAGGAUCACUGACUGGAGAAUCCACCCAGGAACCGUUUUCUGUUCCAGCGGGAGACACGGCCUCAGAUCUCCAGACGUCCACAAGGGAACAGGGUGAAGGAUCACUGACUGGAGAAUCCACCCAGGAACCGUCUUCUGUUCCAGCGGGAGACACGCCCUCAGAUCUCCAGACGUCCACAAGGGAACAGAGUGAAGGAUCACUGACUGGAGAAUCCACCCAGGAACCGUCUCCUGUUCCAGCGGGAGACAGGGCCUCAGAUGACGACUACCAGAUGAUUGAGAUAAAGGUGACAUCGGACGGAAAGAUGACUGUGGAAGAAGUGAAAGAAGCCCUCCGUGCGAAGCUGCGGGAGAUGUUCGAUGACCCGGACCCCCAGAUCGAGCUGGUGGAGGAGGAGGAGGAUUCUCAGGAUGACUGACGGGGACCGAGUUGU
Messenger RNA from Amblyraja radiata (thorny skate), 941 nucleotides. RefSeq names its product endochitinase 2-like. The record is from RefSeq and is a predicted model, not a curated record. The transcript has 9 exons. The coding region runs from base 42 to 926 and encodes 294 amino acids. NCBI's taxonomy places the organism in Eukaryota, Metazoa, Chordata, Chondrichthyes, Rajiformes, Rajidae.